GCGGAAUCUGUGUUAUAUGAUGCCUGUCAGCGGAAGGAGGGAGAAAUGUAUUCUGCUGUGUAGAAAUUGCUCUGGUUCUCCUUGAAAUAGUGUCUACACGCAAGAAACCAUCUGGUGCUCCAUUGCAAGUGUAGUAGAAAGGUGAUUUGUUGUUCAAGAGGCAUUGAGGAAGAUUUUUCAAAGAGGAAAGAUAUGGCUGACGGCCUACUUUUCAACAUUGUGACGGGGAUCCUCAGUAAACUUAAUUCCAUGGCACUUGCAGAGAUGGCAGACGCCUGGCAUUUCAAGGAUCAACUCAACAUGCUCACCGAGACAGUCACAACAGUGAAAAGUGUCCUAUUGGAUGCUCAAGAGAGGCAGGAAGAGAGCCAAACUAUUCGGGAUUGGCUUCGAAGGCUCCAAUCUGUUGUCUACAAGGCUCAUGAAUUGUUUGAAAAGAUUUCCGCUUUGAUCUCCAAGAAAGAGGAGAUCAACAAGGGCCAAGUAUUUUUUUCCAGUUCGAAUCAGAUAGUAUGUGCCUUCUCCAUUUCUCACAAGAUAAAAAGAAUCAGGUCUGAGCUAGAUGGCAUCGUCAGGGAUGGUAAUCUGUUCUCUUUUGUGCUAAGAGGCUGUGAAGAAAGAGGAGUACACUAUAUGAAGCGAGAUAGAGGCCAAUCUCAUUCUUUCGUUGAUGCAAAUGAUGUUAUUGGUAGAGACAAUGAUAAAAAUGCAAUGCUAGAGAGACUUCUGGUUGAAGAUGAUCAUGCGACUGUUGUGGCCAUUGUUGGAAUGGGUGGCUUGGGCAAAACUACUCUGGCUCAAGUCCUAUUCAAUGAUGAUGCAGUGGAGAAGAACUUUGAUUUACGGUUAUGGGUCUGCGUGUCGGAGGAUUUCGAUGUCCAUAUGAUUUGUAGAUUGAUCCUCAUGUCCGCAACCAAAAGGGAAUCUCCAAACUUAGAUAUGGAUCAGGUUCAUAGCCACUUGAGGAGAAAAAUUAGUGGAAAGAAGUACCUCCUUGUAUUGGAUGAUGUGUGGAGCGAGGACCGGGCAAAGUGGCUCAAGUUGCACCGCCUACUCAAGUGUGGCAAAUCAGGAAGCAAGAUAAUGGUGACCACACGAUCGAAGCGGGUGUCGAAAGCUUUGGGAGCUUUUGAUUCAUAUGAGUUGCAAGGGUUGUCACAUGAGUUUUCUUGUGAUUUAUUUAAAAGGAUGACAUUUGAGCCCGGAGUGGAGGACAUCAAUGGUCGACUAGUGGAUUUAGGGAAGGAAAUCGUUAAUAAAUGUGGGAAUAUUCCUUUGACUAUAAUAGUCAUAGGAAGUCUUUUGUAUGGGGGAGAUGAAAGAGUAUGGUUGUCCAUCUGUGGAUCUUUUGCCAAAGUAUUAAUAGAAAAUGAUGUUAUGCCAAUUCUGAAAAUUAGUUACAAUGUAUUGACUUCACCAUUGAAGACUUGUGUUGCUUACUGUGCGUUCUUUCCGAAGGAUUAUGAAUUCUCAAAGGAAGAACUAAUCAGUUUGUGGAUGGCAGAGGGCUUCCUCAAUGCACCAGAUGGAAGUGGGGGCAGGCUGGAAGAAGUAGGACCUGAAACUAAAGUGGCGUUGUCAGAGGACAUGAGGAUAGAAAAGGGGAUCCGUCGCUUGUCCUUGGGAUAUGUUCUUAAUUCAACUCAGGAUGUGCCAAGUCGUCUAUGGGAUUUGAAGUUCCUACGCCAAAGGCUUCCAAGUGCGCGAUUGAGUGACCUGAGAAAUCUGAAUGGCCUAAGAGGAAGAUUGGACAUUUUUUUAAUAGGAGAAAUAAAAGACCUAACAUUCGAAGCUAAUGAGGCGGACUUGAGUAGCAAGCAUGCUUUAAAUGAGUUGCAGAUAGAAUGGAUGCUGCCUGAGUCGCAAAAUGAAGGGCGUAAUAUAAGGCGGAGUGCCAUUGAAAAUGCCAAAUGUAUUCUUGAAGGCUUGAAACCACACAGUAAUUUGAAAUCAUUGACAAUCACAAACUACUUUGGGGGGAAGCUCCCAAGUUGGGCAUCAACGGGCAAUUCUCUUUUGGUUGAGAUUCGACUCAUCAAUGUUGGGAGAUGCCAACUCCCUUCAUUCAGCAAUCUACCUGCCCUCAAACGACUAGCUGUGCAGAUGUCGUCCGUGAAAUUCAUGGAGCAUCAGGAGGAUCCCUCUACAACAACAUUUUUCCCAUCUCUUCAAAGGCUUGAAUUAAUUGAAAUGAGAAACCUGGAAGGAUGGAUGAAUGUACAGCCAAAUCCUCACUCAAAGGUUUCAUUUGUUAGUCUAUUGCAUUUGGACAUAACUGAUUGUCCUAAGCUGAGCUUCUUUUCGGCAUGUCCAAAUGUAAAACAUUUGUUUUUAAGGGGAAUGGGUGAGGCCAACUAUGGGUUUGUGAAGGCAAUAAGUCUCAGAGAGAAGGCGUAUCUGGGCAUAGACAACUCCCUAUGCCUCAUGUCCUUUCCGAAGGAAACGUUUCUGCACAAACUGUCUUGCAUCGAGGUGUUAGGUGAUUACAAGUUAACAAGCACUCAGAAUAUCCGGGAAAUCCUCACAGCCAAUAAUCUCCCAUCCCUCCAGCAUUUACGAUUCAUUUAUUGCAAGAACUUGCAGUCUGCAGCAUCAGGUUUGGAGAAACUCGCUGUAGAGGCAUUGACCUUUAAUUUUUGUCUAAAUCUUGACUUUUCUGAAAAUGGGAUGCAAUGGAAAGCAUUGAAUAUUAAACCUCUUCGAACUCUACAGUUGCUUGGCUUGCCUAAAACAGAGAGUCUUCCCAGUGGGAUGCGGUUCUUGACCAACCUACAUACCCUGCAUCUUGCACUCGGGAAUUUAAAAAAUUUGCCCGAGUGGAUAGGCUGUCUAUCGUCGCUUCAAUGUCUCGAACUUGAGUUUUGCUGCAAGCUCACAUAGUUUUUCAGAAUUGGCAUAACAUCAUUUUCUAUGGCAUAACACCAUACUCUUUCAUCUUCCCCAUACAAAAGACUUCCUAUGACUAUUAUAGCCAAAGGAAUAUUCCCACAUUUGUUAACAAUUUCCUUCCCUAAAUCCACUAGUCGACCGUUGAUGUUCUCCACUCCGAGCUCAAAAGCCAUCCUUUUAAAUAAAUCCCAAUAAAACUCAUGUGACAACUCUUGCAACUCAUAUGAAUCAAAAGCUCCCAUAGCU
Molecule: messenger RNA, 3135 nt
Organism: Cuscuta campestris
Lineage: Eukaryota; Viridiplantae; Streptophyta; Magnoliopsida; Solanales; Convolvulaceae
Source: the annotation of a GenBank genome assembly